This is a messenger RNA of Perca fluviatilis (European perch), 1887 nucleotides long. Its product is annotated as ceramide-1-phosphate transfer protein. Lineage: Eukaryota; Metazoa; Chordata; Actinopteri; Perciformes; Percidae. The transcript is spliced from 3 exons. The record is from RefSeq and is a predicted model, not a curated record. The coding region runs from base 154 to 804 and encodes 216 amino acids. Gene Ontology annotation, molecular function: ceramide 1-phosphate transfer activity; ceramide 1-phosphate binding. Gene Ontology annotation, cellular component: cytosol; membrane; cytoplasm. Gene Ontology annotation, biological process: ceramide transport; intermembrane lipid transfer.
UGAAGGCAAAGUCACCAAUUUCCCCUAUAUCCCCGGUUCGAGUCUGCGCAGUAGAGGCGGAUUAGAGCAGGAAUGACCUGUCGUUUCACUGAGAUGUAGAGCAAUUUUCAAUCUUUGUUAAAUUUCUCUUGCAGCACUUCCGCAUAGAAAACCAUGGCUGGUUCUCAAGAAGACCAGAAAUUCUGCUUACAGGAGGUGCUCGAUACUUUCAAGUUGUGUUUGUCGGAGAAAAAAGACGUCUAUCUUGAACACUACGUCGCUGGGUGGCGAGGUCUUGUUAAGUUUCUGAACAGCUUGGGCAGUGUGUUUGGCUUCAUUUCCAAGGAUGCUGUCAACAAGAUCAAUAUCCUGGUCACUUACCUGCACGGUGAGAACGGGUCUCAGUAUGUCACUGUCCAGUCAAUGGUGAAAUAUGAGCUGGACAAUGAACUAGUGGACCUGACCAAGAGAGGCAGUCAUCCAGAGUCCGGCUGCCGUACCUUGCUGAGGCUCCACCGGGCACUGAGGUGGCUGGAGCUCUUCCUGGAGCGCCUCCGCACCAGCAGCGAGGACAGCAAGACUUCGGUCAUGUGUUCAGAGGCCUACAAUGAGUCUCUCUCCCAGCACCACCCUUGGGUGGUCCGCAAAGCAGCGGGCAUGGCCUUCUGCGUGCUCCCAGGGCGCCCCGCUUUCUUAGAAGUGAUGAAUGUGGGCCCCCCCGAGCAGGUGGUGGCCAUGCUAGGGGAAGCUGUGCCUCUCAUCUCUGAGGUGUACCAGAUCACUGAAGAACUUUACGCUCAACAAAACCUGCUUGACUUACCAUAGAGGGACACAUUUGCUAUUAUAUGCCACUUCAUAUGUUACACUAUUAAAUAUGAAGGGCUGUCAUGGUGGCUGCUACUCCUGUUUGGUGAUUAAAGGGUUAUUAAUUAAGCAAAAUUCCACUGACACUAUCUAGUACAGUAUUACAAUUUUUCAUAUAUAUAAGUACUGUUAAUUAUUAUAUAUGUGUGUAUAAUGGACUUUGUUUUUAUUCAACUUUUUCGAGAUGUAUUCAUUUGGAUUAAAGUAGAUGAAGGGGAACAGUUGGGCCCAGAAGUCUUUGCUCACUGCCAGUAGCUGUUUGUUUAAAUUAUUACUGCAACUAUUUUGACAAUCGAUUAAUCAUUCAAGUAAUUUUUCACAAACAGAAACACUAAAUAUUUGAUGGUUUCAGGUUCUAGAAUGUGCUGCUCUUCUUGGUCUUACGCCAUAGUGAAUUGAAUAUUUUUUUGUUUUUUGACAGAUUUGGAUAUCAGCAAAUUGAUCAUGAAAACAAUUGUUAGUCACAGUUCUAUUUAGAACUGUUCCCAAUCAUGAUUGUAUGCAUUACAGAAAUGCUUGUAUGAAAUAAUAGUGUAAUAAUAGGGCCAUUAGGUUAAAUCUUUGAUGUUCUCAUACUAUAUUUCAUUCAAGUAUUGACAGAUUUAUCUAAUACUAGAUUAUCUGAUAUUGGAUGAUACCAGAUAUUGCAUAAAUUACCUUAAUCUUGUAAAAAAAAAAAUUAAUACAGAUAGAAGACCACCAGCAAUCUGCAGCCAGAGUAGCAGUUUCCAAACCAAUUAUUUAGUUAGCAGAAAGGUCUAAACAUGGCAACAGUAUGACAUUCAUCGUAAAGAUUCAAAACAAGGCUAACAUUACGAGACAGAUGGUGGUGGAACAAUGUGGAUGCUUAAAUUUAAAAAAAAUAUAUAACAAAUGGCAAAACAUCUUACCAAUAAAUCAAACAGAAUUUAUAAACUGUAGCUUUAAGAAAAGAAAUGUCACUUGGUUGAUGAUUGUGAAUAUUUGUGUUAUGUUAGAGUUGAGGAUUGAUUAUUGAUUACCUGUUGUCUUAAGUAAAGUAAAUGAGGACAUACUGUAGGUUAA